AUGUUCUUGAGAUCUCCUUUUAUUCUUAUGUUGUCAACGGCCUUGCCUGCAUUAUCACAGCAGCCGGCAGAUGGCCCCGUGGCAAGAGCUAUCAAUCCCACCACUUCGGGGCAAAUCGCGAAAUGGAUUGGGGUGGACACGGUCAGUGUCGAUGUCUACACCACUCUCGGUACGACUACGACUGUAACUGCACCAUUUGCCAUUAUGACAGCUACAGAAGUCUCUGGGAAUAUACAACCCGGGGAUGUCAGUUUUAUCACAUCUCCGGAGGGCAAAACAAGGCUCAGCGCUCUAUUCGAAGAAGUCGCCGCCGCGUGUGCCAACACACGCGUGAAGCGGUCCGGCAAUUGUGAGCUGAACCAACUAUCGCGUCCUGGGGCUGGAGGCGGAGUCCUGGAGUUUGAUAUUGAUUUUGGCAUCAACAUUCCUACCUUCACCGCUGGAGACGUUGCAGUGGCCUUGCAGGGUGUGCCAGCAGCCGUAGCAGUGGCUUUUAUUGCCUACGUUAUCGGAAACGGGAAAGUGCCAGAUGCUGUCAAAAUUCCGGCAAAAGACACAGUCAAGGCAACAUCCACAGAGGCGACGUCGACGACCGAAGAAGACCUCGCCCCCUAUGUAACUACCAAUUACCCAGACGUAGCUCCUACCGAUACCUACGAUUCUGAUGAGGCAUACGCCCUGGAUUCGUUUAUGCAAACCCUCCUGCUGUCUUUUUUCCCGACACAGACGAAUCCUGGUAAUCUGCCGACACUGACACACGCCACAACGCCGCCGCCUACAACUAUAACCAUAACGACUCCUGCUGGGAGCUCCUGUGCAAAAACCAAAACCACGGAGCUCUGUACUGUUCCACGGGAGCCUUGUGCCACAUCGCUGUCAUGCGAAAGUUGGAUACCAACAACCACAGCCCCAUCACUGGGCCAAGUGACGUGCUUUCCGGAAAGCCGAAGGCCAUUUGAUAAAUAUGGGGCCGUUCGGCCGGAUCAGUACGAAGCCGCCGCCGACAAGGCUUGUGAGGCUUUCGCCAACAAGGGUAAGCUCGGAGCCAACGAGGGCAGGGGCUCUUAUGUAUACCAAACAAAGGAUGGCUCUGUACCAUAUUGGUUCAACGUUGGUGUGUCCAGCGGGUCCCAAACGUGCGAGAACGAAAGCCUUGAUGAUCCGAUGGGCGACGGCUCGCACAAAUGCAGUACUAUACUGAAGAAUGAUAUAUUCUGGGCUUGCGGCAAUAAUGGUGGUCGCGGAGGUUUCAUCACGGUUGGCUGUUUGACAUACGCGUUUGAUGUUUGCAGUGGGAAAGGCGACAUCCCUCUAGAAGGUGCAUGCUGGACCAGUGGUAUGGGUGCGCCCUGGGUAGUCACUUGA
Messenger RNA from Penicillium daleae, 1365 nucleotides. RefSeq lists its product as uncharacterized. Bases 1 to 1365 code for a protein of 454 amino acids. The record is from RefSeq and is a predicted model, not a curated record. The transcript is spliced from 4 exons. Lineage: Eukaryota; Fungi; Ascomycota; Eurotiomycetes; Eurotiales; Aspergillaceae.